Messenger RNA from Camelina sativa (false flax), 1238 nucleotides. RefSeq lists its product as uncharacterized. The record is from RefSeq and is a predicted model, not a curated record. NCBI's taxonomy places the organism in Eukaryota, Viridiplantae, Streptophyta, Magnoliopsida, Brassicales, Brassicaceae. Gene Ontology annotation, molecular function: aminoacyl-tRNA deacylase activity.
UGAGUUGUUUCUUUCACACCGUCGGAUUUGACAACUGGAUAAUGUCCACGUGGGGCAACGACACGUUAUAGAGUCAACGAGGGCUGUCCCGUCACGUGUAUUUGUCACGAGACUCGUAGUGGAGUUAUAUUAUUAGCAGAGCACUAAAUGGGCCCAUAUAAGUUAUAUUGGGCCGAUGUGGAAUCGCGUCGGCAACUCAUUAUUAUACGACGUCGCUUUGUAGUUUUGUUGCAUUGUUGAUUUUGUUUAGAUCAACGGCUCAGAUUCUUUUGUUUCUGUUUUCUUUUCCGUAGUUAUGAUCACAGGUGAUUACGAACGAAAUUGACUUACGAGAACAAUCCUUACUUUGCUGCGGCGGCGAUCGGAAUUUUCGAAAUGGAAGACGGAGAAGGUAUGAAUGCUGCUGCGGCGGACCUUGAAAGACUCCAAACUGAUAUUCUCCGUAGAAUCUCCCUUCUCGAGAGCAAUGUUCUCCCACAGGCUCCGUCGCCUUCUCUACCGGUUGAUGAAAACGAAACUGUGGCUCGCCUCUCCUCCAUUCUCCGUUCCGGCGGCAUUAACGACUUCUGCUUCAAGAGAGUCGCUCGAGAUUACUACGACUGGCCUCUCGAAUCUCGCCGCGACGUUCUCGGCGCUUCCUCUGUUGACCAUCUCUGCAAAAGCAUUGUUCUGGUUAAUACUCAAGCUUCAUCGGAUAUUGUGGAUUGCAGUGAUCGAAACAACUCAAAAUACUAUGUGGUUGUGGUUCAGUAUACAGCCAGAUUCAAUGCCGAAGCAGUAAAGCAGUUUCUUUAUUCACUAAAUGAGGGAAAGAUCCCAAAGAAAAGAUUUAACUUGAGACUUGCUCCUGAGGAGACAUCGAUUAAACUGACAGGGUUUGAGCACAAUGCGGUAACCUGUAUAGGUAUGAAGACAAACAUACCGGUGAUAUUGGAUGAGGCCAUAGCCAAACUUAAACCAGACUUCUUCUGGUUGGGUGGUGGAGAAAUCGAUCUGAAGCUCGGUGUCAGAACAUCUGAAUUCCUUGAAUUUGUGAAACCGUUCAUAGUUCCUUGUAGCUGAAAUCAAGAAUAUUUGUAACACUAUUUUUUUCUCCCUGUUAUCAAAUGUUACGCUUAGCUUAAGAUUUUAGCUUCAAUGAAGGUUUGUACCUCCCACACACAUUGAUAUUCUUUGUAAUGAUACUUGGGCUACCUGCUAAUUGGAGCUAAAUGGCGGUAAGAGACCAAGUCUACAUA